AUGGACGUCGGGGGACUGCCAUGCAGCCUUGAUGAGGACUGUGUGAAAGCACCGUCCGAAGGGAGAAUGCGGGACUUCCUGUCAUUCCUCGACCAGACAGCAUCAAAUCCCCUCCAAUGUAACGGCCGCCCGCCAAAGGAGUCCAACUCCCCAGGCGAACCUGCCAGCACUGCAGAUCUUCUGUCCAAAAUAUCUGCUCUGGAGGUUGAACUUGAGGACAAGGACCACAAUCUUAAGGCCUUCCAAGAGCUACGGGAACGCGAGAAGCUCCAAGAAGAGCGGCUGCGGAAAAUUGCCUGGAACUCAUGUUGGCCCUCCGGUUGGCGGUCUCUGCAGGAAAAGUACGAACAGCAGUGCAGAAAACAACAGGAGUUACUGAGUCAACUGCAAGAUGAAAAGAAAGACUUGGCCACUCGCUGUGAGCGACUGUCAGACGAAAUGCGUGAUUUGGAGCGGAGGUUUCGAACCAAAGCAGCAGAGAUGCACAGGCAGUACGGCAGGGAAUUGGAGCGUCAAAGGAGAGCUUUCCUUUCCGGCGAAAAGAUGAAGAAACAACUGGAAGAAGAAUUGGCGACACAGAAGGUUGCAUUGCAGAGGCAAAUGGAGGAGGCGUUUGAGGUGGAGAGGAUUCAACACAGACAAGAAAUGAGGACGCUUAAGGAGACCUACGAAGCCGAAGUUGCAAAAGAACGUGAGGCAUUGGCAGCGAAGCAAAAGCAACAGACCGCUAAGUUGGAGGCGCAGCUAACAGAAGGAAAGAAACGUCUGCAAGGGGAAAUAACAAAGGCGAGGGAAGAAGAACAAACACGUAUGAAGGAAGUGACGUCGCAAUUACUCGCACAGCUGGAGCAGCAGCGCAACAAACAUUUGAAAGAGUUGCAGCAGGUAGAAGCAGCAGCGAAGGAGAAGGAAAAGGAAUUACUUUUGCAAAUGAAGGAAGCCAAAGAAGCAGCGAUUCAUGAGGCGACAGAACAAACGAAAAAGGAAAUGCAGGCAAGAGCCCACAAGAAAUUAGACCAUAUAUUGGAGAGGUUAAGUGAAGAGCAAUUGGCAGUUCAAAACCAACAAGAGAAAACUUGGAUCGAAAAAAUGCAAAAGCGAGAAAAGGAAUUCGAAGAAUGCAAAAAUAUAUUCGAAAAACAUUCAGAAAAAUUAAAAAAUGAUUUAAAGGCAGAGGCGGAAAGUCGCCUGGCUUUAGAGAAACAAAUAGCACGAAUGGAGGCUGAGGCAGAGAUGAAAGAAAAAGAAUUAACAGAAUUAAAGGCAAAAAUAGAAGGGAUCAACGCAAGAGGAGAAGUAAGAAAAAACGGCAAAGGAAAAGAAAUCAGAAACACAAACAAAGAAACAGAAAAACAAACAACUCAGGAAAAGGCGACACAAAUGUAA
Eimeria maxima is the source of this 1386-nucleotide messenger RNA. RefSeq lists its product as hypothetical. The transcript has 7 exons. Lineage: Eukaryota; Apicomplexa; Conoidasida; Eucoccidiorida; Eimeriidae. The record is from RefSeq and is a predicted model, not a curated record. The coding region runs from base 1 to 1386 and encodes 461 amino acids.